CACGUGACCACCUUGGUUCAUAUGGACGGGGGUCACGUGCCUUGUUCCCUACUCAAGGGGAACCUGCUGCCAGGAGAUGGGGCCUGUCCUGCUCUGCGCGCUGCUGCUGGCGGCCCCCCGCGUCGGGGCUGCGCCCUCCGCCGACGAGGUGAGCUACCUGCCGGGGCUGGCCAAGCAGCCCUCCUUCCGGCACUACUCGGGCUACCUCCGCAUCGACCCGCACAAGCGCCUGCACUACUGGUUUACAGAGGCUCAGAACAACCCUGAGAGCAGCCCUCUGGUGCUGUGGCUAAACGGGGGACCUGGCUGCAGCUCCAUGUCUGGCUUAUUGACCGAGCAUGGCCCCUUCACGAUCCAGCCGGAUGGGACCACCCUGCAGUAUAAUGACUAUUCCUGGAAUAAGAUUGCCAACAUGCUGUACCUGGAGUCCCCAGCAGGUGUUGGCUUCUCCUACUCUGAUGAGAAAGACUAUGCCACUAAUGACACCCAGGUGGCCCGCGAUAAUUACCUGGCGCUGAAGGAGUUCUUCCGCCUCUUCCCGGAGUACAGCAAGAACAAGCUCUUCCUCACUGGGGAGAGCUACGCUGGCAUUUACAUCCCCACGCUGGCUGAGUGGGUGAUGCAGGACUCCAGCAUCAACUUGAAGGGACUCGCCGUGGGAAAUGGCCUCUCCUCCUAUGAGAUCAAUGACAACUCCCUGGUCUACUUUGCCUAUUACCACGGCCUCCUGGGAACGGGGCUGUGGACAGACCUGCAGCGCUUCUGCUGCUCCCAGGGAAAAUGCAACUUCCAUAAAAACUCCAACCUGAACUGCACACUCAAGAUGCAAGAGAUGAUCCAGAUUGUGGAGGAGUCGGGCCUGAACAUCUACAAUCUCUAUGCCCCAUGUGCGGGCGGUGUCCCUGGAAGCUACAGGAAUGAUCAGGACCAGCUCAUCAGCCAUGACCUGGGCAUCUCCUUCAUCCAGCAGCCCCUGAAAUACUCCUGGAGGCAGAAUCUGCUCCGGAUGCCAGCAGCCAAGAAAGGGGUUCGCCUGGAACCCCCCUGCACCAACUCCACAGCCUCCACCACCUACCUCAACACCCCCGAAGUGAGGCAGGCGCUGCAUAUCUCGCAAGAGGCACCUGAGUGGCGCAUAUGCAGUUCGGAGGUGAACCACAGCUACAAGCGGCAGUACAUGACCGUGAACGACCAGUACCUGAAGCUGCUUGGCACCAUGAAAUACCGGAUCCUGGUGUACAAUGGUGACAUCGACAUGGCCUGCAACUUCCUGGGGGACGAGUGGUUCGUGGACUCCCUGGACCAGAAGGUGCAAGUGGCUCGCAGGCCCUGGCUGUACAACGAUGGGACUGAAGACCAGAUCGGGGGCUUUGUGAAGGAAUUCACCAACAUCGCCUUCCUCACCAUCAAGGGAGCUGGCCACAUGGUGCCCACAGACCAACCGCAAGCCGCCUUCACCAUGUUCAGACGCUUCAUUCAACAGCAGCCCUACUGAGAGCCUAGCAGAGCAGGGCCUGCACUACUGCCCGGGGCAGCUCCCCACCCCCUCCCGGGCCACGGGCCACUGCCUGGCAGGACCAGGGCCUCUCACUGCUCAGCGACUGCAGUAGAUACGGGUUUUCCACAGUGCUGAGUGCACUGGGUGCUGGCACAGGCCAGUGGGUGUCCGACUGCUCCCUAGCUCCUCCAGCGGGAGAAAACUGACCUGGGUUUCCAUGCUUCUGGGGGAGUGGGGGGUGCUGCCCUUCUAACGGGGACCCCUGCCUGUAGGCAGUGCAGGCUUGUUGGCAGUGCACUGCAGGGGUGGGGGCUAGAGCUGAGUG
Molecule: messenger RNA, 1823 nt
Organism: Malaclemys terrapin pileata
Lineage: Eukaryota; Metazoa; Chordata; Testudines; Emydidae
Gene: CTSA
Product: cathepsin A
Exons: 15
Coding region: 77-1495 (472 amino acids)
Biological process (GO): proteolysis
Molecular function (GO): serine-type carboxypeptidase activity
Source: RefSeq, a predicted model, not a curated record